AUGGCAUCGGGAUAUGGUUAUAGUGGUGGACAAUCACGUUGUUAUCCAUUUUGGCAGCAAUUUCUGGGAUGUUAUGCAUCUUUAGAUGAAACAAAAGAAAAACAAGUAUGCAUCGAAGAAAUGGAAGACUAUUUGGAAUGUUUACAUCAUGCUAAAGAAAUUCGACGUCUAAAGGCAAUUCAACAUGAAAUAGAACGAAAGGCAUCAGCCAAAAAAGAUUCAACAACUUAA
This is a messenger RNA of Pneumocystis murina B123, 231 nucleotides long. RefSeq lists its product as hypothetical. The transcript has 4 exons. Gene Ontology annotation, biological process: mitochondrial respiratory chain complex I assembly. The coding region runs from base 1 to 231 and encodes 76 amino acids. The record is from RefSeq and is a predicted model, not a curated record. NCBI's taxonomy places the organism in Eukaryota, Fungi, Ascomycota, Pneumocystomycetes, Pneumocystales, Pneumocystaceae.